AAUAUAAAAUGUGCUUACCGUGCUUGUCUUCUGUCUCAGUGUAUUUUGACUGCAUUUAAAUAUUAUUAAUAUAAAAAUAUCAUUAAUAUGUCUGCGAGUUAUGAUGGAACAAGUAAGAGUAGUAGAGCUGAGAAUAAUGAAAAGUCCACAAAAGACUUCAAGGAGUUGAUCGACAAAGAAGAAUAUGAGUUGAGAAAGCGCCUCCCAAGGAAAUUGCCCAAGAGGAAAACAGAUGUGUAUGUUACCAGAAAGACUAAUUUUAACUGUCAGCUAGAGAGAUCACAGAAAAUCCUGGAUUCUGAAAAUGAGGUUUAUGUACACGGUCUUGGUGCAGCAAUAAAUAGGGCUAUAAACCUGGCCUUACAGUUACAAUCCAAAGGUCAAGGUUCUGUGGAAAUGUCUGCUCACACUUCAACCGUGGAAUUAGUUGAUGACCUUGAACCUCAAACAGAUGACCUGGAAGCAGAAACUCAGUCAAGGAAUAAUUCUGCAAUUCAUAUUAAGUUGUUUAAAAUAAAUCCACUAAAGGUUGAGCUAUCACAAGACAAAGGUGAAGCAUGAUAAUUAUUGUAUUUAGUUAUAUGAAUGAAUUAAAUUUGAGUCAUGAUUUUAAAAAGUCUUGUUAUAGUUUACAGAGUACUUUGAACUGUUCUCUACAUGCAGAUGUAAAGGAAUCGUUUUAUAAAGAAAUAAGUCAAUAUACAGAAAGUGUUCUUUCUCUUUUCUACCUUUUUUUAAAAAAAAGUUCUGGGGAUGGGAUGGGGUUGGCAUAUGACACAUAAGAUAUAAAAGAUCAUAUUACUGUGGAAUCAGCAAUGGUUUUUGGGAACCAAUGUUCGUGGAUUUUGUGAGUCAAUCUUAUUCCCGAAUUUACAUGUCCAAAAUUUUUUUUGGUCAACAUUUAUUCAUUGAAUAUUCUGUUUAUAUGAGUUACCCACAAAUUUACAUCCCAACAAACCUUUACUUACUCAUGAACAUUGGCUCCCAUGAAUUAAGAUAAAUUCACAAUGAUUCCAAAGGAUUUCAAAGAAGGCACAAAAGAGUAUAAUGGAAUGGCUUGUUGAGAAGAGGAAUGGGGGAAGGGUGAAUAGAGUCUAUUAGCACUGAGAUAAAAGAGUCAAUA
Molecule: messenger RNA, 1123 nt
Organism: Saccostrea cuccullata (small rock oyster)
Lineage: Eukaryota; Metazoa; Mollusca; Bivalvia; Ostreida; Ostreidae
Product: ribonuclease P protein subunit p20-like
Exons: 2
Coding region: 88-561 (157 amino acids)
Biological process (GO): tRNA 5'-leader removal
Cellular component (GO): ribonuclease MRP complex; nucleolar ribonuclease P complex; nucleus
Molecular function (GO): nucleic acid binding
Source: RefSeq, a predicted model, not a curated record